AUGUUGGGACUGGACUUCGCUGUUUUUCGUGCUACCUUGAUGCGCCAAGUGGGCCAGAUGUACCCGAUGCGACAGAUAGCACCUUCGUUCCCUGGUCCCGGCCUGGUGCAGUCUUUUCCAAUGCCAGGACCAGGAGCUUUCGCGACACAGGGCCAACUAGGGCAGGGACAUGAGCCAAGCGAGAUCAUCAGCACCAUGACAGCUCUCCAUGAGCAGCACCAGCUCGGCAAUAUCACAGACGAGGGGGUAGCCGCUCGAAACAGCGAAUACCUCGCUGCUCUCCGAUCGUCUUCUCAGAUACCAUCUUUGUUUUCCCCCAACGGAUUUCAAUCACCGUGGCCCGCGGUUACUCCGCCAUCGAACGCUGACCGCUUCGGAUCUGGCCCCUGGCCGCCCACAGCCAGGCCUCAGAACCCAAUCACCAUCUACGCCAACGAAGCGGGUGUCUCAGGCUUCGCAGUCGAGCCCAGGUGGUCUGCACUAUCUGAAGACCAAAAGGCAGCUUACCGUGUCCGGUCUGAGACGCUGCGUCACGAGGCUUGGGCCCAGCAGGAGGCGACUCUGGCCGAAGGACCGUCACCUUUUGCCCUUACUGCCUGCAAGAAACUCGAUGGGGCUUGCGAGCCGUGGAGAAGGCUUCCUGGGGUGCCCACCCGGCCGGGAAUUAUCACUGGGCUGAGCGUGUUCCGCGAUGAGCAAGAAAUAGAGUGGCAGGAGGUUCUGAGAAGGUGGGAGGCCCUUACAGAGGAACAUAGGCAGGUGUUCGAGGCGAGGGCUGCGACGGCUAAUGCUGCUGCGAGAGCUACGUUUAGGGAAGGAAGGACUUUGUACGCGGGCUGCCCGGCCAGUACGCAGUUUCCAGCCACCGUCUACUUCCCUGCCGGCACGUAUCUCGUCAGCAGCCCCAUCAUCCAGUUCUACAACACGGAGAUGCUCGGCGACCCGUUCAACCGGCCCGUCAUCCUGGCGGCUGAGAGUUUCUCGGGCUUUGGCGUCAUCACGUCGGAUGUGUACGUGGAUGACGACGUGACCUGGUACCUCAACCAGAACAGCUUUUUCCGCAGCGUCCGCAACUUUGUCAUAGACCUCCGUCCGACACCUCAGUGGACAUACGUGUGCGGCAUCCAUUGGCAGGUGGCCCAGGGCACGUCGCUCGAGAAUAUCGCCUUCAUCUCGACCACACCGACCGAGUAUGACGGCACAACGCAGCAGGGCAUCUACAUGGAGAACGGCAGCGGCGGCUUCAUGAGCGACCUCGUCUUCGUCGGCGGCAACUUUGGCGGCAACUUUGGCAACCAGCAGUUCACCACCAGCAGCAUGCUCUUCGACAGCUGCUGGACCGGGCUGCAGAUCCACUGGGACUGGGGCUGGACCAUACAGGACACCGAGUUCUACAACUGCGCCAAAGGCAUCGUCAUCGUGGGCGGCGCCGGCGGGCUCUUCAGCACCGGCCAGGGCGUCGGUUCCUUGUCUCUGGUCGAUGUCCACAUGUGGGGGGUCCCCGUGGUUAUCGAGACAUCCCUCUUCGAAGAUAACUCGACGGCGCUGCACAUCGACAACGGCGGGUUCCAGAACUGCGAGACCAUCGUGCUCAAGAGCCAGACCAACAGCGUGCUCUACCCGGGCGAUGGCACGGGUCUGACCAACGUGCUGUCGUGGGGAUUCGGCAAAGUCGCCGACCCGAGCGGCGAGACCGGCUUCGUGAACGGCGCAAACAUGGCCGCCCCGGAGGCCUACCCGGCGUCGCUGCUCGUGACCGACGACAUCCACCCGCCCGCCAAGUCCUUCCACCGUACGCGGCCCAGCUACGCAGACCCGGGCAACAGCCAGAUCUUCGACGUCAAGGCGCUCGGCGCCAAGGGCGACGGCGCAACGGACGACACGGCCGUUCUCAACCGCAUCCUCGACAUCGCCGCCAACGUGUCGGGCAUCGUCUACUUCCCGCAUGGCGUCUACGUCAUCAAGGACACGAGUGGGCUUGCGCAUUAUCAGCCAGGCAUGGCCGCAGAUCAUGGCCACCGGCUCCCGGUUCGAGGACAUGGCGAACCCGCGGGCCGCAGUGCGCGUGGGCGCCGUGGGGUCCGUCGGUGUGUGAUGGAGAUCCAGUGUAUGAUGUCCACGGUCCGCGGCCCGACGGCUGGCGCCGUGCUCGUUGAGUGGAACGUCCACGAGUCCUCGCAAGGUUCGGCUGGUCUUUGGGAUUCGCAUAUCCGCGUAGGCGGUGCCAAGGGCAGCGAUCUCCAGAAUGCGGAAUGUCCCAAGACGGCGCAGAACAAGAACUGCAUUGCCGCGUCGAUGAUGAUGCACAUGACGGAGAAGUCGUCUGGGUAUCUUGAGAACGUGUGGAUGUGGGUGGCUGACCACGACAUGGAGGAUGCCGACCAGAUCCAGAUCAACGUGUAUGCGGCUCGUGGCAUCCUUAUAGAGUCUCAGGGUCCGACGUGGCUCUGGGGAACCGCUGCCGAGCACGCCGUCUUGUACCAGUAUCAGCUCUCAGGGGCCAAGAAUGUGGUCAUGGGCUUGAUUCAGACAGAAGCGCCUUACUUCCAGUCAUCGCCCAAGGCACCGGCUCCCUUUGAAAUGGGGCUCGUGUUCAAAGACGACCCAAACUUCGCCGAUUGCUCUGCGAGCUCCAAGACCUGUGCCAUGGCCUGGUCGCUUCGCAUGAUCGACUCCACGAAUAUCUAUGUCAUCAGCGGCGGUCUCUAUACCUGGUUCCAGGACUACUCGCAGGAGUGUGUGAAUAGCGGCGCCAACGACUGCCAGCUGAGCACCUUCUACGUCGAGCAAAGCUUCGAUGUCUGGGUCUACAACCUCAUCACCAUCGGCGUCAUACAGAUGGUCACGGCGCUCAACGGCCAGCCCGUCAGCGCAGCCAACAACCGCAACGGCUUCGCCUCAUCGAUUGUGACGUGGCUCGGAGGCGCCAACCAGACGGCCGGCGGUAGGAAUGUUACCGGAUACACACCCCACACGCGGGAUGACUUGGCUGGGAACAGCUUCUCUGAGCAGUGCAAGACGGCGCUGACGGGCACAAUAGCCUGCGUGAACCAGGCAAUGCAGUGGACGUCGCUGGGGUACCGUGGCUCGCUCGACAACGCGACGCUGCAAGACGAAGUGUGCGACGUCGGGUGCCGCUCCUCGCUGGCUUCUUGGUAUCAAGGCGUCUCGUCGAGCUGCGCCGACUACACCUAG
Colletotrichum gloeosporioides is the source of this 3195-nucleotide messenger RNA. RefSeq names its product putative glucan endo-1 3-beta-glucosidase. Lineage: Eukaryota; Fungi; Ascomycota; Sordariomycetes; Glomerellales; Glomerellaceae. The record is from RefSeq and is a predicted model, not a curated record. Gene Ontology annotation, molecular function: polygalacturonase activity. Bases 1 to 3195 code for a protein of 1064 amino acids. The transcript has 3 exons.